Molecule: messenger RNA, 429 nt
Organism: Acanthamoeba castellanii str. Neff
Lineage: Eukaryota; Discosea; Longamoebia; Acanthamoebidae
Exons: 4
Coding region: 1-429 (142 amino acids)
Molecular function (GO): protein binding
Source: RefSeq, a predicted model, not a curated record
AUGCAGGACGACCAGGGCCAAACAAUUAAGUACCAGAAGACCGAGGCUGUAGAGUGCCUCCUCAAGGCCGGCACUCGCACUGUUGAUGUGAACCUCCAAGACAAGGCCGGUAUGACGGCUUUACAUCAUGCUAGCAAAGAGUCCUAUCGAGAAGGCACAGAACAACUGUUGUGCUGUGAGCGAAUCGACGUCAACGUAGCCGACAGCCGGGGCAAAACGCCGCAAGACUAUGUUGUCGAUGACACCAUACGAGAUCUCUUUGUCGAGCGCAUUACCACAGUUGUUGUCAAGUCCCAGCAGGUGGCAAGCAGUCAGUGGCAUGUCUGCCACUUGCACCAGGUGAGAAUUUUCCAUGUCAUCUUGUUCAUUGUGAGAUUUCUCCCACCAAGCUUAUUGAUGUAUGUGAUUGCAGUGAUGUUGUUGCAUUGA